GAAUAAUGUGUUUUGAAAUAUCACUUAUCGACUUCGUGGAUGAAGCAAAAGGAACGUAAAGUUACGUGUUCACUGUUGACAUGUAUUUUGUGUUCUAUUCGUCAUCAAUUAGUAUUUACCAAAGCUGUUGUAUAGAUAUUCGAAAUACGCUCUUAUCAUAUGUCGGCCCUGAAGAUCGCGAUAAUCGGGACGCGGCUUCUAGAGCACUCUGUCGCCAGAUCCACGAGAAACUGGACAGCCCCAGGAAUACGAUAGAUUGUAGCGUACCUAAAUUCCUAGCGAGGUCUUGACCAUCAUCCCUUUUUCUCGCUACGAUGGACACCGAUGUCGAGUCCUGUUUAAAAGACUGGAACGAUUUAGCGAAAGAUUACAAGGAAUUAGAAGUAUUAAACAAAGAGUACCUUGUAAAAUUAGACGAAAUAAGCGAACUUCAAGCAAAAUGUUUAAAAGGUAUUUCUCAUCAAAGGUACAGAAUGGGUGUAAUAUCGAAAUCCCUCAAACAAUUGCAUGCAGGAGAUGCAAGAAAAAGUUUAAAUAAAGAUAUGGCCAGAAGAGAAGAGCAAUUACACGAAAUAGAACAAACAUUGCCAAAACAGAAUGGCACGUACCUUCAAAUUAUUUUAGGCAGUGUUAAUGUUUCCAUAUUAAACAAAAGCGAUAAGUUCAAGUACAAAGAUGAGUACGAAAAGUUUAAAUUAAUCCUCUCUGUAAUUGGCUUUAUUUUAUCUGUAUUAAAUCUAGUAACUAAUGUCAGAACUUUGGAACUUAGCUUUAUGUUCCUUUUAGUCUGGUAUUAUUGUACCUUGACAAUAAGAGAAAGUAUAUUGAAAGUGAAUGGUUCAAAAAUCAAAGGUUGGUGGAGAUUUCAUCAUUUCCUCUCGACCGUAGUAUCUGGUGUUUUAUUAGUGUGGCCUAACACAGGGCCAUGGUACGCAUUUCGACAGCAAUUUAUGUGGUUCAAUGUAUACAUUAGUGUAGUGCAGUAUUUGCAAUUUUGUUAUCAGCGCGGUGUUUUAUACCGCUUGAAAGCAUUGGGCGAGCGACAUAAUAUGGACAUUACUAUCGAAGGUUUUCAUUCGUGGAUGUGGCGUGGACUAUCAUUUUUGUUGCCAUUCCUUUUUGUUGGAUACCUGUUUCAAUUAUAUAAUGCAUAUGUAUUGUACACAUUAACAUCCCAUCCAGAAGCUACGUGGCAUGUUCCAGUCCUUAGUAGCAUGUUUUUAGUACUGUUCCUGGGUAAUUUAAUAACGACCAUAAUGGUAAUUCCUCAGAAAUUGAGACAACGUGUAAGAGAUCAUCUCCCGGGAGUAUUUUCUUCUAGAACCGAGCGUAAAGGAGAGGUAAACGGUGAGAAAGAUAUUAAAAAUAAAAAAUGUGAGUGAAAGGACACUAGUAUACACCAAAUAAAAUUGUUUAAUUAAGCGAGUAUGAAAAAUGAUUAAAUAAAGUACAGAGUACACAAUUGAUGAAUGCGUGGAAAAAAAAAAAUCUGUGGGUAAACAUCGUUAACAGUAUCCUGAAAAAAGCAAGUAGUUAAAUAUUUUAGUUCAGUAUAGAGAAUUACACAGCAUACCAAAAAGUAGACGAAGUAUCUUAAACGAUUCUUUCCUCUACGUGCCGACGUCUUUCUACGUGUAUCGCCGAGCAUAGAACUAAUUAUGUACCAGCUUGUCGUAACGUAGAAACGAAUUCUUUGAAGAUAUUCCCUUUUGUAUGCCCUUUCAUAAUAUUUCAAGACACUUCAACUUUUUUGGCUGUAUCAUUUAAUACUUAUUUUUGUGGGUACUAAUAUAAUAUACGAAAAUCAAUGCAUA
Molecule: messenger RNA, 1814 nt
Organism: Colletes gigas
Lineage: Eukaryota; Metazoa; Arthropoda; Insecta; Hymenoptera; Colletidae
Product: transmembrane protein 120 homolog
Exons: 7
Coding region: 315-1382 (355 amino acids)
Cellular component (GO): membrane
Source: RefSeq, a predicted model, not a curated record